AUGUCGACGCCCUCCAGCGACGGCCGCCGCUCGCUCUCGUCGGGGCCGUCGGGCUCGUCGCACACGCUGCACUCGACGCCGCCGGGCCCGCGCAUCGCCGACCGCAGUCCCCACAGCGCCUCGCAGGGCGCGGGCAGCAGCCCCCUGGGCCCCGAGGCCAUUGACGAGCACGACUUUGCCCACCGCCGCCACCGCGCCCGCGCGGGGGGUGGGUUUCUGCUGGAGUCGGCCUUGCCCCGCGCCCCGCGCCGCCGUGCCUCUGAUGCGAAGGGGAAGAGCCGCGCGCGGCCCAGCGACGCCGACGAGCAGCCCGCCCGCAGACGGAGAGCCUCGCCGGGCCACGACACCCAGGAGAGGGCGCGUCUGCGCGUGCCCAAGCCCAGAGAGGCGCCCGCCCCGCCCGCCGUCGACCCCAACCAGCUCGUGCACAUGGCCCUGAACCUCAGCGAGAGCCGCCGCCGCAACAUCAGCGCCUCGCAGCUGCUGCGCUCGCCGUCGCGCGUGGCCUCGGCCGCCCAGCGCGACGGCAGCUUCUCCAACGCCGGCGUGGGCAGCAGCCUGCGCCAGUACCUCAACGAGCAGCGCAGAGUGUCGCGCAACAUGUCGCCCCUGGGCACCAGCGCCUCGCCGCGCCGCCACAUGUCCGCCAGCAUGCAGUCGGGCGGCUCCAUGGCCGCCAUGCCCUGGAGCCCCUCGCCGGCGACGCUGCUGCGCCGCGACAAGGCGCGCGCGUACAUUGAGCUGCGCGCGGCAUACAUGCGCCUGCUGGACAUUCUGCCGCCGCUGAAGGCCGACGCGAACGCCCCGGGCAACUUCAUCUACUCGUACUCGGCCGUGCCCGGCAGCCCGCACGCCCACCUCACCCGCACGCCGUCGUACGCCAACAAGAAGAACGAGCUCGGCCGCCCGUACAACCCGCUCCAGGCCCUGCGCAACCGCCGCAGCCGCGCCCGUGAGCGCCUCGCCCUGCCGCAGGAGCCCGUCGAGUUUUCGCAGUGCGAGCAGGUUCUUGAAUGGGUCGAGCAGAUCGAGGAGCAGGCCCGCACGCCCGGCUACCGUCUGGAGGACCGCGUCUCGCUGCCCAGACUGCACCACGACCUCGACAUGCAAGAUGUGCAGACCAAGCCAACCAAGACGCAGCAGGGCUGGAGCUUCACCCCCGAGGAGCUGCUUGCCGACGCCUACUGGCUCGAGCAGGGGGACAACAAGGCCGUGAUUGAGGACCGCAACGGCCGCAAGAUCUUCCCGCCGCGCGAGCCCCCGAAGCAGAAGAGCGACUUCCUCCAGCCGCGGUCCAGCAAGGAGUACUCUGACAAGCGGAGGCGGAGCUGGGUCGACGGCACGCCCGGCACCGACCCUACCACGGGCGACGAGAGCGAGCAAGGCAGUGAGCGCGGUCGCAAGAGGAGGCUGCUCCCACACAUCCGCGCCGAGUCGCGGCUGCGCAAAGGGAGGGGCAGUCCGCGCAAGCACUCGAUCGGCCACAGCGACUCGUCCGACACCGACGACGACGCGCGCAAGGUCCGCAAGUCUUUCGAUGUCGAGAAUACCGGCCCGCUCGCACUGCAGAUGAAGCGGCAGCUGGAGCUGCAGACAAGGGGGAUUAAUAACGCGUCCCCGGCCUUCACCCCGGAUACGCCUGAUAAGUGGGGCAGAUUAAUGGACGAUAUCCCCGACGGGAAGAUCUCGCGCAACUCUUUGGAGGUGCCGCGUUUCGCGAAUGGUGUUGCACGACCGGACGAGAAUGCCACGCUCAAGAUGCCGCCACGCACCCGCACCAACCCCCUGUCUCCGAUCAAGUCGGCCGAGCCGCGCUCCUCUUAUGAAGAUGACAGUACUGCGCCCAGCACACCGCCGCACGUACGGCAGUUGUUGCAUACUUGGAGCGAUCUGUCGCCGCCGCCCAGCAGAGCAGGCUCUGACUUUGGCAAGUCCAAGCGGAGCAAGCUGAAUCCCUUCCACUCCACCCACGACUUGGACCAUGAUCUGAAGCAAGAAGCACGGUCGAGCCUGGACAAGAAGCAGCACUCGCGCCAGCCCAGCGAGGACGAGCCGAGCGGGAUCGGGAACGCCAUCUUUGCUGCACCAGGCGCCGUCAAGAAUCUGCUCGGCCACCGCAAGAACGAUAGCGUCAGUAGCUUGCCGAGCCCCGAGAAGUCGCGUCGCAAAGAGACGCAGGACCCGAAGGACGGCCAUUCGGCGGUCACGAGGUUCUUCAAGGGCGUCAAGCACGAGGGUACCAAGGUGGGCGACAUCAUCUUCAGGAGGGACAGGGCAGACGACACAGAUGCGAGUACCAUAUCCGACCGCAACUCGUUGGAGCUGGACGACGAUUCACGCAACAAGCCUACGCUUUCGAGAACAGUCACGUCGACCACCGCGGGCAGUGUUACUUCAGAGGAUGACGGGCGAAAUCAGUUCAAGCUUCCAUCCUUCCGUCCUAUUCACGAAACACUGAACGACGACGACGAUGUGUCAGACUCCGAACACCACAUCUCGCGCCAGGCUCGCGAACGACGCGACGAUCGAUCAGCGCGCAUCGACCGACUGCUGCCGCCGCGUAUGGACCUGCAGCGCGUCUCGUCGGCCUCGUCAACAGCCACGCUGGCCCCGGCGCAAACAAACGAAGACCGCAUCAGCCAGCAGCUCGCGCGCUCCGGCGGCGUCUUCGCCAGCGCGCUCCCGCCAACGGGCCUCAAAGACCGCAGCGCCUCCCGCCCCACGCUCGAAGGCAAACGCCACUGGAGCAUCGCCGACUCGGACGACGAACACGCCCUCCCGCGCCGCCCCCACAGCACCGUGACCGCCGCCGACAUCGCCCGCGUGCGCGCCCUCUUCCUGUGCUCCGGCGUCAAGGCCAAGGAAAUCGCCCGCCGCGCCCACGCCCCCAACCCCCACACCCCCGCCUUCCUCGUCCGCGCCGCCCACACCGCAAAACAGUCCCUCUUCCCCGUGCCCCGCAAGGAGGAACACGUCCUCGCCGCCCGCAUCCUAGUCCACGACCUCGAGCACUCCGCGACCGCACUGCACACCGCGUGCGCCGCGUUCCGCGCCGGCGCCGCCGCCGACACGCGCGCCCGCAUCGAAGCGCUGCGCGACGAUCUCGACACAGACGUGCUCCCGCGCAUCUUCGAGGCCGGCGACGCCGCCGUGCGCACCACCACGCAGGCGUCCGGGCCCGGCGCGCUGCUCGUCAAGCAGCUCGCGGACGAGGUCGAGCGCAUGCUGCGCCAGCGGCGGCGCCACUCGCGCUGGGUCAUGAGCUGGGCGUGGUCGCUGGUCGAGUGGGCGAUUGUGGUCGCGCUCAGGGUCGCGUCGGUCGUGUUUGCCGUGUAUGGGCUGCUGAAGAGCGGGGUGGGUGUUGUGUGGGCGGUUGUAAGGUGGCUGCUGUGGCUGUAGAAUGGCUGGGUCGGGGUUUGAUUGUGGACUUUUCCUGAUCAGUGAACUGGGUGUUUGGUGGUGUUUGGUCGGCGUUAUGCCAAACUCUAUGGAUUUCUCCGUCUUUGCUUUGUAUUGUACAUACUCCAUCCAGCGUUCCCAGCAUUUCGGCGGCGUUUAGCACGGAUACCCCUCAUCAGCGGGCUCAUUUCAGCGUCCUAUAUAAUAAAUCCUAAUAGCCCCCCCCCCACCGCGGUGGCUGCCUCCCCA
Messenger RNA from Boeremia exigua, 3648 nucleotides. RefSeq lists its product as uncharacterized. Bases 1 to 3399 code for a protein of 1132 amino acids. The transcript has a single exon. Lineage: Eukaryota; Fungi; Ascomycota; Dothideomycetes; Pleosporales; Didymellaceae. The record is from RefSeq and is a predicted model, not a curated record.